Messenger RNA from Hevea brasiliensis (rubber tree), 1511 nucleotides. RefSeq names its product ceramide synthase LOH2. Gene Ontology annotation, biological process: ceramide biosynthetic process. The record is from RefSeq and is a predicted model, not a curated record. The transcript is spliced from 6 exons. Bases 288 to 1154 code for a protein of 288 amino acids. NCBI's taxonomy places the organism in Eukaryota, Viridiplantae, Streptophyta, Magnoliopsida, Malpighiales, Euphorbiaceae. Gene Ontology annotation, cellular component: endoplasmic reticulum; membrane. Gene Ontology annotation, molecular function: sphingosine N-acyltransferase activity.
CAAAGAGCAUUUAGCUUGUUCUCGGCUUCUCAACCCCUACAUUGCGCAGCUCUCUUAAUAUGAUGCUUUUCUUUGUUACAAAAGCAAAUAAUUCCUUACAAAAUCAAGAUCUCUUUUUAACUGCCUCUUUCUCUUCACAUUUCCUUUCUCUCCACAAUUAGGGCAAAACUAGAUCUCUGCAACUUCCAUGGAAGCUUUAAUGCAUGCAAUUCUGAGUUUGCGGUUGCUAAUUUGAUGCUCUGAUCUGUUGAUGCUUUGCUCUCUCAAAUUCUGGUUCCAAAUUUCGCAUGGAAUCGAUCUCGAGCCACAUUGGCUCUCCAAACCCCUGGCAUUUCCUUGUUGCUGUCUAUUUCGCUGUUGGUUUCGUUGCUGCUAGGUUCUUAUUGGACAAAUUCGUCUUUCGAAGGUUGGCCAUUUGGUUGUUGCAAAAGAAAGCUGUGCCACGGAGGAUUGAUGAGGCUACACGUGCAACAAUUGUAAAAUGCUCAGAAUCUAUGUGGAAGCUAACAUACUAUGCUACUGUUGAAGUAUGUGUUCUUAAAAUUACCUACAAUGAGCCAUGGUUCAGAAACACAAGAGAAUACUUCAGAGGUUGGCCAGAUCAAGAAUUAAAGCUUCCCCUAAAACUUUUCUACAUGUGCCAAUGUGGAUUCUACAUCUACAGUAUUGCUGCACUCCUUACAUGGGAAACUAGAAGGAAGGACUUUGCUGUAAUGAUGUCUCAUCAUGUAGUUACAGUUAUACUGAUUGGAUACUCUUACAUUACAAGAUUUUUUCGGAUAGGCUCAAUUAUCCUUGCCCUGCAUGAUGCAAGCGAUGUAUUGAUGGAAGCUGCAAAAGUUUUUAAAUAUUCUGGGAAGGAGCUUGGAGCAAGCAUUUGCUUUGGAUUAUUUGCCAUCUCGUGGCUCCUACUACGACUAGUAUUCUUUCCAUUUUGGGUAAUCAAGACUUCAUGCUAUGAUGUUGUGGACUUCUUAGAUUUGUCAAAGGCCUAUCCCCUUUCACUGUACUAUGUUUUCAAUACAAUGCUGCUGAUGCUACUUGUGUUCCACAUCUACUGGUGGGUUCUGAUAUACUCAAUGAUAAUGAAACAGCUAAGAAAUAGAGGAAGAGUGGGCGAAGAUAUAAGAUCUGAUUCAGAAGAUGAUGAUUAGGUAGAAGAUUUUGUUUAAGAUUUUGGUUCAGUGGCGGCUGACAGGAGAUUCAUUCGACUUUUCAUUUGAUUUCUACAGUUGAUUUUUUUUCUUGGUGUAAAGGAAAGGAAGUAGGACCACCAAGCAUCGCUUUCUUAUUUCUUUUGGUCUAUAAAUAAUAGGCAAUCCUGUAUAAUUGUUCGCUUCUUCGAUGAACCCUCGUUCUGAGAUUCGUCCUAUUUGCUAAAUGGAGGGGGAAAAAAAAACUUGUGUAACGAUUUUUUACAAUUUUCUUGGUGUCUAGUUGUUAAGAAUCUAUACAGCUAUAUAACACAUUAGGUCUAUAAUAAUAACUGAUGAAGUUAGCUAUUAGUUCAA